GUAUAAUUAAUGCGACGAAUGUCGAUUCAUUAGUAUUGCAUUGAUAAUUGUACGAAAAUUUGUCAUUUUAUUAUUUAAAUUAACUUGAUAUUCCUUGAUAUUUCGAUUGAUGUAAGAUCGCUCGAAAUUUUUUGAAAUCCUUAUCAUUUAUAGAGUCACUCUUCGCAUUGCGGUUCAAUUUGUCUCCUUGAUAUCGACCUUCGCUCAUCGUUACGUCAUCUAGCGUGCACAGUUCGUCCUCGAUUGCUGUAAUUAUCUAAUAGCAAUUAUAGAGAAAACGCAGGGAUGAUUGUGUUUCACGAAUUGCUGCAACCGAAUGUAAUUCAAAUCAUUAGGUCGAAAAAAAUGUUUAUAUGCUAUUAAUUAUUAUUAUUAUUAUUAAUUAGUUUAAUAUUAUUGUGUAAUUUUGUCGAAAAAAGAUCAAGACUAUCUCAUCAAUUUGUAGCUCUCAAAAUAAUGCGUCAGAAUUGCUUGUGAGAUAAAUCUUGUAUAGUAAAUUUAUAAAGCACACAGUCACGACAAUAGAUAUAACAAUAUUGAUAAUAAAUAGUAGAACAUAUCGUUUUGCGACACUUAGCUCGAUCCGCUCCGUUUGAAUUUGGCGAUUUCUCAAUAAUCAAACCCCCUGUGAGGAGAGUAACUUCUACGCGCAGCAUCCGACUGGAUCGAUGACAAAUCUGUGACUACAUCCCUCGCUCGCGCUCGCGCUUUAUCUCGAGGCAUUAGUACUUGGGCUGUUCCACGGUACACUUUCCUUGGGUGCGGAUCGGUUUUGAUAUGUGACAAAUAGUAGAUCCCGAUUGGAUCCUUGGAGAUCCGUCUCGCCCAGAGAAUCGGAUGAGAAGUUCAAGAUAGGGCGUAUAUUAUAAAGUGUCGAGAAAUAUACGUGACUGCACAAUGAAGAAAUUGCACGUAAGGACUGUGCUAUCACUCAUCUUUAUUAUUUUACACAACGCUCCGCGUUUAGGACUUGCCAUUGCCAAGUCAUCGAACUACAAUAAUCCAAGUUUUUUCAAGAUUGGCGGUGUCCUUUCCAACAAUGCGAGUAAAGCGCACUUCGCAACUACGGUCGACAAUCUCAAUUUCAAUUUCCAAUACGUCAAUAAAGGGGUCAUAUUUAAGCAUACGGUAAUUGAGAUGGAUUCCAACCCGAUCCGAACUGCACUAAGCGUUUGCAAAUCUUUGAUAGCUGAACAGGUGUACGCGGUAGUAGUGUCACAUCCGCUUAUCGGUGACUUGUCACCGGCUGCGGUUUCCUAUACCAGUGGCUUUUAUCACAUACCAGUGAUUGGCAUAUCGUCCAGGGAUUCCGCCUUCUCGGACAAAAAUAUCCACGUCUCAUUUUUGCGCACUGUACCACCGUAUUCGCAUCAGGCAGAUGUCUGGGUGGAAUUGUUGAAGCAUUUCAACUAUAUGAAGAUUAUCUUUAUCCACAGCUCUGAUACAGAUGGUCGAGCACUCCUCGGACGUUUUCAGACAACGUCGCAAAAUUUAGAAGAUGAUGUAGAAAUCAAAGUGAUCGUUGAAUCAAUUAUCGAGUUUGAACCGGGAUUGGACAACUUUUUGGAGCAAUUGAUGGAGAUGAAAGGCGCACAAGCGAGAGUUUGUCUCAUGUAUGCUUCGAAAACGGAUGCAAGAGUGAUCUUCAGGGAUGCUGCCGCUUUGAAUAUGACUGGUGCAGGCUAUGUGUGGAUCGUUACCGAGCAGGCAUUGGACGCACCGAAUGCGCCAGAGGGCUUAUUAGGAUUAAAGUUAAUUAAUGCCACUCAAGAGAAAUUACACAUCACCGAUAGUUUACACGUACUCGUAUCUGCCUUACGAGCGAUGAAUGAGACAGAAAAAAUCACCGAGGCGCCAAAAGAUUGUAGCGAUUCCGGUUUUAUAUGGGAAACUGGCAAAAACCUUUUCCAAUACAUUCGCAAGGAAGUACGAUCACAGGGUUCAACAGGUCGAGUUGCAUUCGACGAUAAUGGUGAUCGUAUAUUCGCCGAGUACGACAUAGUCAACAUUCAGUAUGCAAGUCCAGACAAUAAGACGCAAGUGUCUGUCGGCCAGUAUUUUUAUCCUGCUAAUGGUACUAAGAUGAAGUUGCGAGUGAACGAAUCCAACAUCAUAUGGCCUGGUCGUUUGAAGACUAAACCCGAGGGUUUCAUGAUACCGACGCAUCUGAAGGUGCUGACGAUCGAGGAGAAGCCGUUCGUUUAUGUUCGCGAAUUAGUCGAUGGAGAGACCAAAUGCAUGGUCGAGGAAAUCGCGUGUCCUCAUUUCAACACAACAGAUGGUGAAAAUACACGGAUGUUUUGUUGUAAAGGAUACUGUAUAGAUUUAUUAAAAGAAUUAUCGAAAAUGAUCAAUUUCACAUACAGCUUGGCUCUGUCGCCUGAUGGUCAGUUUGGCAGUUACAUGAUCAAAAACAGUUCAAUCGGAGGAAGGAAAGAAUGGACUGGUCUUAUCGGCGAGAUAGUAAACGAGCGGGCCGACAUGAUCGUUGCACCGUUGACAAUCAAUCCCGAACGUGCCGAGUUUAUCGAAUUUAGUAAACCAUUUAAAUAUCAAGGGAUCACUAUUCUCGAAAAGAAGCCUUCAAGAUCGUCUACUCUGGUUUCCUUCUUACAACCGUUCAGCAAUACCCUUUGGAUUUUGGUGAUGGUAUCGGUGCAUGUAGUGGCACUGGUUUUGUAUUUGCUAGAUCGAUUUUCACCCUUCGGUAGAUUCAAAUUAGCGAACACCGAUGGUACUGAAGAAGAUGCUCUCAAUCUAUCCAGUGCUAUCUGGUUCGCUUGGGGCGUAUUAUUAAACAGCGGUAUAGGGGAAGGCACUCCACGAAGUUUUUCUGCGCGCGUAUUAGGAAUGGUGUGGGCCGGAUUCGCUAUGAUCAUUGUUGCAUCGUACACUGCUAAUUUAGCUGCGUUCCUCGUUUUGGAACGACCUAAGACUAAACUCACCGGCAUCAAUGACGCUCGACUCAGAAAUACGAUGGAGAAUUUGACAUGCGCGACAGUGAAGGGCUCCGCCGUGGAUAUGUAUUUCAGACGCCAGGUAGAAUUGUCCAACAUGUAUCGCACGAUGGAGGCGAAUAAUUAUGACACUGCCGAAGAAGCGAUUCACGAUAUUAAAAUCGGAAAAUUAAUGGCUUUCAUUUGGGAUAGCUCGCGAUUGGAAUUUGAAGCUGCUCAAGAUUGUGAGCUGGUGACAGCUGGUGAACUAUUUGGUCGCUCAGGUUACGGGAUUGGUUUACAGAAAGGGUCACCCUGGGCAGAUGCAGUGACAUUAGCGAUCCUAGAUUUUCAUGAAAGUGGUUUUAUGGAAGGCCUUGACAAUCUCUGGAUUUUACACGGUAAUGUGCAACAAUGCGAACAGUUUGAGAAAACGCCAAACACCCUCGGUUUAGAGAACAUGGCAGGGGUGUUUAUUGUCGUUGGUGUUGGUAUUGGUGGUGGAGUUGGUCUAAUUAUAAUCGAGAUGGUAUACAAGAAACAUCAAAUACGCAAGCAAAGGAAAAUGGAGCUAGCAAGACAUGCUGCUGAUAAGUGGCGAGGGAUGAUCGAGAAACGGAAAACUCUGCGAGCGUCAAUUCAGAGCUGUCAGCGAAGGAUCCAGAGCAAUGGUCUGAAUGAUCCCGCGACAGUGAGUUUGGCGGUCGAUACGGUUGCCAGGUCAAACGUAGGCUCGCGCAGUCCUGGUCGCGCCUGGCCAGGUGACAGCGACCUGAGACAACGGCCAAUAUCUCGCUCUGACGAUAUCCGAUUAUCGCCAGCCGCCUAUACCGCCGACGUGUCGCACCUCAUAGUCUAAUCUCACAUUAAUUUGUAGUUUUUUACCGAAUAAGAAGUAUUGUGUCUUAACUGCUUCUAGUAGAUUACAAUAAGAUAUUUCCUCAGCAAAAUAUGAGGGUAAGGAUAUAUUUAAAAUGGUGGAUGUAUUUGAGAUAAUUAAUCGUCCGCUCGUUAGAUGUUUAUAGAAGAUUGCCAUGAAAUAUCUUAAGAAAGUUUGUGAAAUAUAUUUAUUGUUAUUGCAUAUAAAAUGUUGGUUUGUAUAAAUCGUUGAUUUUGUAUAAAUAAUUUUCAAACAAGUUUCGAGAACA
Molecule: messenger RNA, 4084 nt
Organism: Nylanderia fulva
Lineage: Eukaryota; Metazoa; Arthropoda; Insecta; Hymenoptera; Formicidae
Gene: Nmdar1
Product: glutamate ionotropic receptor NMDA type subunit 1
Biological process (GO): monoatomic ion transport
Cellular component (GO): membrane
Molecular function (GO): ligand-gated monoatomic ion channel activity; signaling receptor activity
Source: RefSeq, a predicted model, not a curated record